Messenger RNA from Asparagus officinalis (garden asparagus), 840 nucleotides. Its product is annotated as scarecrow-like protein 8. The record is from RefSeq and is a predicted model, not a curated record. Gene Ontology annotation, cellular component: nucleus. Bases 1 to 840 code for a protein of 279 amino acids. Gene Ontology annotation, molecular function: DNA-binding transcription factor activity; sequence-specific DNA binding. The transcript has 3 exons. Gene Ontology annotation, biological process: regulation of DNA-templated transcription. Lineage: Eukaryota; Viridiplantae; Streptophyta; Magnoliopsida; Asparagales; Asparagaceae.
AUGAGUCCAGCAGAACAAGUGGCUGGCGGGGAUAUGCAAAGCAAGCCCAAAUGGACGGUGGCGAUUGAUUUAACGGCAAAGCCCAACAUCUCGGUAACCGACGUGGCAUCGUGCUUUCUCGCGUGCCUCGGGGUGAGAUCGUCAAGCGAAGAGCACGAGCAGCACACGGUCACCUGUUUUAGGGGGGCCCCGCCCCGCAGCAGAAUGUUCUCUGUGGCUGGGCUCUGCCGCGUCUUGAGCACCAUUACGGCGACUCAGAUGCUGUACGACGGAUCUCCCUGCUUCAAGCUCGGUCUAAUGGCCGCCAAUUUCGCCAUUCUCGAUGCUACAAGAGACUAUUCCAAGAUUCACAUCGUCGAUUUCGACCUGGGCCAGGGCGGACAGUACGCUUCCCUGAUCAACUCCAUCGCCGAGCGGUCCCGUCACCGUUUAUCUCCUCCGUUUGUUAAGAUCACCGCUGUGUGCGACCCAACUUUCCCCUUCAACACUCUCAUCACGGUCAACAACCUCAACAUCAUCGGCGACAAGAUCACCAGGCUCGCCGAGCGCUUCGGCAUCACCGUCAAGUUCAACGUCCUGAACUGGAGGAUGACGGAGCUCGAUCGCUCCGUGCUCGGGUGCGAGCCCGGCGAGGCAUUGGCGGUCAAUUUCGCAUUCGUUUUGUCUCGGAUUGCCGACGAGAGCGUCUCUCCAGCGAACCCACGUGAUCAGCUUCUCCGGCGAGUGAAGUCCCUCGAGCCCAGCGUCGUCAAAAAGAAAACUGUAAAUGAUUAUUGCAUGUUUCAUGAAUUGGAAAUAAGCCAACUUUUUGCCCUUUCUUUGUUUGCUGAAAAGAUGUAG